This is a messenger RNA of Suncus etruscus (white-toothed pygmy shrew), 1601 nucleotides long. RefSeq names its product trans-golgi network vesicle protein 23 homolog C (gene TVP23C). Gene Ontology annotation, cellular component: Golgi membrane. Bases 96 to 713 code for a protein of 205 amino acids. Gene Ontology annotation, biological process: vesicle-mediated transport; protein secretion. The record is from RefSeq and is a predicted model, not a curated record. The transcript is spliced from 7 exons. Lineage: Eukaryota; Metazoa; Chordata; Mammalia; Eulipotyphla; Soricidae.
CUCCUGCAGCGUGGCUCCUCGGAGUCGCGUCAGUCCCCCGCCCGGCGGCUGCUAGGCUGACGUGGCUCCCGGAAGUGCGACUGCACGGGUCCGUCAUGUUGCAGCAGGACAGUAAUGAUGACACUGAAGAUGUUUCACUGUUUGAUGCUGAAGAGGAGACAACUGAUAGGCGAAAAAAACCCAAAGUCAGACACCCCGUGGCAUCAUUUUUCCAUUUAUUCUUUCGCAUCAGUGCAAUUAUAGUCUACCUUCUCAGUGAAUUGUUCAGCAGCAGCUUUAUUGCUUGUAUGGUGGCAAUUAUCUUAUUAUUGUCAUGUGACUUUUGGACUGUCAAGAAUGUCACAGGUAGAUUAAUGGUUGGCCUUCGUUGGUGGAAUCAUAUUGAUGAAGAUGGAAAAAGCCAUUGGGUAUUUGAGUCCAGGAAGGCAUCUUCUCAAGAGAGUAAAACUGUUUCAGAGGCGGAAUCAAGAAUCUUUUGGUUAGGACUUAUUGUCUGUCCAGUGCUGUGGGUGGUAUUUGCCUUUAGUGCUCUAUUCUCUUUCAAAGUAAAGUGGUUGGCAGUGGUUAUUAUGGGUGUGGUACUACAGGGAGCCAAUCUAUAUGGCUACAUCAGGUGCAAAGUUGGCAGCAAGAAGAAUUUAGCCAGUAUGGCAACUUCUUACCUUGGAAAGCAAAUUUUAAGACAACACACUGGAGAUGAUCAGAGUUCAUGAAGACUGAGAGAAAAUUUCCUUUCUGUUACAUGGGGAAAUAAAUGAAGAGAUUCUUGACUGAACCUUUUAGAGCUUAGUAAAAUGUGAAGAGGUGUGCUGAUUUGUUCUUCCACUUCAAAAAUUUAUGAGAAAAAAAGUUUUCCUUUCUUCCCUUGUUUGAAAGUAUAGUUUUAGUUAAAAACAUGUUUGAUUCAUGGCAUAAAUAUGUAUAUAUAGUCAUACAAUAACUAGUUUCAAAUGAAAGUGUAUUUAUGUAAUAUAUAAUAAUGACUUCUGUAUUUUGAUGCUUAGAAUAUAGAAUGUGUUUUUAGGCUGUAUCAAAAGCCUUUCUGUUUACAUUUUAUGUCUUUUUUGGGGGGAAGGUUUGUUUUUUGAGCCACACCUGGCAGUGCUCAAGGGUUAUUCUUGGUUCUACGCUCAGAAAUUGCUCCUGGCAGGCUUGCAAGACCAUAUGGGGUGCCAGGGAUUAAACCUAGGUUUGACCUGGGUUGACCUUGUAUAAAGCAAACAACCUAUCGCUGGUCUAUAUCACUCUGGCCCCACAUUUUAUUUCUGUAGAACCUUUUCAGAAGAAAGUUUUGCUUUUAUAGUAAGAACGAGCACUUUAGUUUAUGUAUAAAUUAGAAAUAAUUAUUAACUUUUUAUUUUAUUUUUUAAUAUCUUUAUUUAAACACCUUGAUUACAACAUGAUUGCAGUUGGGUUACAGUCAUAUAAAGAACACCCACCUUCACCAACUUUCUAAUUUAAUAUCUGUAUCGGUAAAAGUUCUCAUUGAUCAUUCAUAGGCAGGUGAAAAAAUCUAGUUCAGUUGUGUUAGUGUUAUUUUUAUUUGUAACAAAGUCAUGUUCUUUAGGUUCAAUUAAUAUAAAUGGACUUUCCAUAGGUUA